This is a messenger RNA of Hyaloperonospora brassicae, 1566 nucleotides long. The record is from the annotation of a GenBank genome assembly. NCBI's taxonomy places the organism in Eukaryota, Oomycota, Peronosporomycetes, Peronosporales, Peronosporaceae.
AUGGCGCCCACGCAACAGGCGACCGAACGCACGCCGCUGGUCCACACCCCCGCAGCGAACGGCGCACGCGGCUGCAGCGGCCUUCGACCUCCCGCGCCGUUGCGUCGGGCCCCAGCGUGGCAGUGCUGGCGCUCGACGUCUGCGUGCCAUCGCUUUUACCUGCUGAUCCUCAUGAGCUGCAUCCCCUUUGGCGGCCACUUUGUCAAAAACGGCAUGUCGUCGCUCGAGCAGCUCAUGUUGGACGACGCGGCUUUUCCCAUCACGAACGUCAUGUACGGCGCGCUCCUGUCGGCUGUCUCGGUGCCGAGCAUGUUCCUGCCCUUACUGGGCGGCCGCCUCUUGGACAAGAGCGGCCACCACAGCAUCCGCUUUUUUCUCGCCUGGAUCUGCGUGGGUCAGGCGAUCUUUGCCGUUGGCAUGCAGCUCAAGCUCUACUGGCUCGCGCUCUUUGGGCGCGUCUUUUUCGGCGUCGGCGAAGGAAGUGUCGUCGUUGGCGCUCGAGUCUUUAUUGCCUCGUGGUUCCGCAACAAGGAGCUCACUUUUGCCAUGGGCGUCAGCGUAGCAAUCACGAAUGUCUCCAAGAUGCUGGCAAAAGCUACGGUUGCCCCCAUUGCUCUCUACUUUGGGGGAUAUGUGCAAGCUUUGUGGUACGGAGUGGCUGUCUGUGUAGCCUCGGCCCUUGUCGGUGUCUUGGUAUGCCACCACACACUGAACCUGAAGCGCAUUGUGAAGACCCGCGUGAUCAGCGAGGAGGCUCUAGACCCAGGCUUCCAGUGGCUGAACGACUACGCCGAGAAGGAGCGACACGAACACCGUUGCCGCAAGUCGCACGCGCACACAAAGCGCAUCUCGUGCGACAGCGUACACGACUUCUCGCGCAUGUUCUGGAUCAUUGCCCUGCUGCACGUGAGCUUCAUCAACGUCUUUCAUUUGUUCCAGAACGUGAGUGCGAGCUACCUCUUCCAGCGCUAUGACUACUCCAUCGUGGAAGCUGGUAUCGUGAGCAGCUUUUCUCAUUUGUUUGUGGUGUUUGCGCCUUUCAUCGGCCUUGCCGUUGACCAGUUUGGCGGACGCAGUCUGCUGAUCAUCUUGGCUGCCAUGAUGUCGAUCAUGGCUUACGUGUUCAUGAUCUUUACAGACAUCGCCCCGGUUGUGUCGAUGCUACUGAUUUCCAUCUGCCUGUCGUUCACACCAACUAUCUUGAUGGCCGCGAUCCCCAGUUCCGUGAGCUGCAAGAGUUUUGGCACGGCCUUUGGCAUCGUUGAGAUCACCGACGCUGUUGGCGCUACAUUUGGCAAUCUUUUGGUCGGAUACUUGCGCGACGAAACGGGCAGCUACCGCAAUGUCAUGCUCAUGCUCUUGGGUAUGUCAGUGUUCGUAUUGCUGCUCGCUUUUUUCCUCGUGUUUGAAGACAGUCGCCAGGGCUGGUUGCUCAGCGCUCCCAGAAGACGUCCGCGUGCGUUCACAGCUGGCGAUGAAGAUUGUGUGGAUGAUCCUGCAAUGCUCGAGGCUCGUUGCAGCGCUGAUAGAGAGUCACCUUCAGCACUCGAUGGGCCGACCGUGUAA